CUCUCUCUCUCUCUCUCUCUCUCAAUUUUUUUUUUUCAAUUCGUGAUCGAAUUUUCUUUCCAAAUAAUGUUAGAUCCGUUGCCUUCGGGAAGAAAGUUUAAACCUAGAAAAGCAUGGUUUUCAGGAAAUCGUCAAUCCUGCAGAAACCUUGGGUUUCCUGAUUUCAUCGGCUAUUUCAUCAAUUUUUCGAUUCGAUCAGGAUCGGUUUUUUACCCACGAAAUCUAGCAUGUUCUGAUCCAGCUUGGGUGUAUGAUCAGGAGACCUUGCUGUUUGUUUUUGGGCUUUGGUGUAUAGACUUCAAAGCCCUUUGUGCACAAGGUGGUAAUCGAAGAAGUUUGUCAAGGGCCAAUGGGACAAGGAGGAUUGGGUUUCAGAUUGGCAGAAAUACAAGGCCUCCCUCUCUGUGCGUUUCCAAUCUUUACCCUCCUAUAUUUUCAUCUAAAUCACAAUUUAUAUGAUUAUUUUACUGAUUCUAUUUUUUGGUAUUUGAGUUUUUAUCUCCUGAUUAUUUUUUCCAGAGGUUGUAUUAAUUUUCCUUUGACUGGAAAUUUUGGGUUUCUUCAGAUUCGCCUAAUCCUAUUGGUACAUAAUCAUAUGAGAAAAUUAGGAUUUGAACAUGUUAAUUAGCUAUGAAUUAGUUUACAUUAGAGAAUAUAUGUGAUUUUGGAUUCGUGUUGGUGUAGCUAGGGGCAAUUAUAU
Pyrus x bretschneideri (Chinese white pear) is the source of this 700-nucleotide messenger RNA. RefSeq lists its product as uncharacterized. The record is from RefSeq and is a predicted model, not a curated record. NCBI's taxonomy places the organism in Eukaryota, Viridiplantae, Streptophyta, Magnoliopsida, Rosales, Rosaceae. The transcript has 4 exons. Bases 67 to 459 code for a protein of 130 amino acids.